Oppiella nova is the source of this 317-nucleotide messenger RNA. NCBI's taxonomy places the organism in Eukaryota, Metazoa, Arthropoda, Arachnida, Sarcoptiformes, Oppiidae. The record is from the annotation of a GenBank genome assembly.
AUGAUUGGUCCCGAAGACAUUCGCACUCUAUUGACGUCCGCAUUAGAGCCGCAGAUGAUGUCAGACCUCUUGAACACUAUUUGUCACUCAAAUGAUUCGCAACUAAUUUACGCUGUUUUGAGUCAAAUGUCUAAAACUCCGCGAUUCGACACAAUUGUCCUCUUUUUGUCACAAUCGGAUCAAAAAGUUUUGGAGACAAUUAUCGAUAAAUUAAAGCGAAAUAAUUUCGAUGAGAAACUCAUCUCUGAGAUCAAGAUAUCGUUCUUAUGAUAGGAAUUAUGACAUCAAUUGAAACCAAUGUUUAUUUUUUAAGUCAC